This is a messenger RNA of Sorex araneus (European shrew), 2964 nucleotides long. It is a transcript of the gene MTRF1L, whose product is annotated as mitochondrial translation release factor 1 like. NCBI's taxonomy places the organism in Eukaryota, Metazoa, Chordata, Mammalia, Eulipotyphla, Soricidae. Gene Ontology annotation, biological process: translational termination. Gene Ontology annotation, molecular function: translation release factor activity. The record is from RefSeq and is a predicted model, not a curated record. The transcript is spliced from 7 exons. Bases 68 to 1186 code for a protein of 372 amino acids.
UCGUCCCGUCCCACCCCCGGAACGUCCGGCUCGGGGCGGCUUCCCAGGCGGCCCGGCGGCGGAGAAGAUGCGCGCCCGGCUGCUGCUGAGCGCCGCGCGCUGCCUUUGGGCCCGGCGGCCCCCCGGCCCGGCCCGGCGGCACCGCAGCAGUGGCAGCCCGCAGCUGGAGGAGCUGUUCGCGCGCGGCGGGCCCCUGCGGGCCUUCCUGGAGCGCCAGGCCGGGGAGGCCGAGCUGGGCGCCGCGGCCCAGAUGCUGCGGGACAAGGAGCGGGAGCUGCGGGAGACCGAGCCCUUGCUGCAGGAUGAAAAUGAAGAUAUAAGGAAACUUGCAGAGAGUGAAAUUACUUCUUGCCAGAAAGAAAUAACUCAGUUGAAACAGCAGAUUGUCUUACUUUUGGUUCCCUCUGAAGAAACAGAUGAAAAUGAUUUGGUCCUGGAGGUAACGGCAGGAGUUGGAGGCCAGGAGGCGAUGCUGUUCACUGCGGAGAUGUUUGAUAUGUACCAGCAGUAUGCUGCGUUUAAAAGGUGGCACUUUGAAACCCUGGAGUAUUUUCCAAGUGAAAUAGGAGGUGUCAGGCAUGCGUCUGCCAGCAUCGGGGGCUCAGAGGCCUAUAAGCUGAUGAAAUUUGAAGGAGGGGUCCACAGAGUGCAGAGAGUGCCAAAGACGGAGAAGCAGGGCCGCAUCCACACCAGCACCAUGACGGUCGCCAUACUGCCCCAGCCUACAGAGAUUAACCUGGUGAUCAAUCCUAAAGACUUGAGAAUUGAUACCAAGCGAGCCAGUGGCGCUGGGGGCCAGCAUGUGAACACCACAGACAGCGCAGUCCGCAUCGUCCACCUUCCCACAGGUAUUGUGUCCGAAUGUCAACAAGAGAGAUCUCAACUGAAAAAUAGAGAGCUGGCCAUGAAAAAGUUACGCGCAAAACUAUACAACAUGCAGCUAGAAGAAGAAACCAGCAAAAGAUAUAAUGCGAGGAAGAUCCAGAUUGGCACUAAAGGAAGGUCAGAAAAAAUAAGAACGUACAAUUUUCCACAGAACCGAAUCACAGAUCACAGAAUAAACAAGUCUUUUCAUGAUCUUGAAACUUUCAUGCAAGGAGAACAUCUGCUGGAUGAACUUGUACAGUCACUGAAGGAGUAUGCCGAUUAUGAGUCUUUAGUGGACAUUAUUUCCAAAAAGGUGUGAGUUGAUAUGUUAUAUUAAAGACAUUUAUAGUUCAUAAAAAUUCUUUCAUGGCAAAAUGUGCUUUUGUACAUGAACACAAAUAUGCAUAUUUCAAUAUGUAAUUUAUAUAAAUUGGUGUAUUAAAAGAAAUGUAAUCAUGACUGUCAAUUUCUUUAUUCUUCACAAGUAAUCAAAGGAAAAUAGUACUUUGUUUUAUGUAUAAUGUUUAAUGAUCAAAUAUUUUUCAUAUUUGAUUUUUACAUAUGUAACAUAAGAAAGGCUUCAAAUGUAAGAGCAUUCAGGGAGUAAAACCUGUGUGAGUCAUUGCCCAUUCAGGAGACACAAAUCACGUCAUUAACUUGUACAGGGAUUUUACUUUUUAUUUAUUUAUUUGGCUUUUUGGGUCAUACACGGCAAUGCUCAGGGCUGACUCCUAGCUUUGCAGUCAGAAAUCACUCCUGGCAGCACUCGGGGGACCAUAUGGGAUGCUGGGAAUCAAACCCGGGUCGGCCGCGUGCAAGGCAAACGCCCUACCCGCUGUGCUAUCACUCCAGCCCCUGUACAGGGAUUUUAAUGUAAAUAUUUUUAGUUGGGUAUCAGGGAAAUUUUUUAAAAGAUAAGAACAUUGGGUUUGAGAAGGCCAAGGAAAGUGAGCCCUUCUGUCCAGGGUGGAGAGUCUGGUUAUUAGAGAGGGCGUGGCUGCAGCCCUCUGGGGUCAGGGGUCAGGAGAGUCUUGGGGGCUCCCCCAGUAAGCACUGGUCCAGUGUCGGUGAAUUAGGUACUUACUAAGGCCCAACCUUAGGAAUGGUUAGUGAACCAGAAAGCCUCCCGCCAGUGUCUCCCCCAAAUGAAGCUAGUCAGUAUGUGUCUGCAUUAGGCAUGUCCAGAGAAUAGCCAGCAGGAAGCAUGUACAAGGGGAGGCAUUUAUGACGAGGAACUGGCUCCGGUCAGCAGUGUGCCCGCUAGCUGGAAGCGCAGAGCUGAUCACUCUGGAAAUAGUUGAUGACACAGUUCUCGUCAUGGAAGCAGAUCUUUGCUGCUGAGAUCUUUGUUGCCAUCAGUUGGCCGUGCUCAAGCACUCGUGCUACUUACUAGUUGCACUAAUAUGUUUUUGUAUGUAUUUAUUUAGAAGUUACAAAUACCAUUACAUUUCACCCUGAUAUAUCUCAUUUCUGAGUUUUAAGAAAUCAUUUUCCCACAGAAGCACACUCUUCACGCACGCCUACAAAAUUUGGAGUAAUUCGCUCAUCUUUUCAGAUGUCCAUUUAGUCACAUUUCCCUGCUUCUUUAAAAUUUUAUUUACUGGUUUCUAUAACUCGUGGAUGACAGCACAACAGUUUGUGUUAAUUAAGCUACGUCCAAGUGAGGGCCACUAGUGGCGCAUCCUCAGUGUCAGUAUGUUAUGCCAGAAUCCAGUUAAGGAUCACACAUGGAAGUUGAUGGCUCUCUUUACCAAGGGCUACACUGAAUUUCCAUAACAUGCAUUUUUCCCUGCUGACACUAUUGAAUAUCCAUUUAAGAUCAGACUUUUAUAUCUUAUAACUUGUUCCUCACAUCUUAAUAAUAUUCAUUACAAACUGAAAGCAAAGCUUUAAAAUUUCCCUGGUUUUUGCAUAUUGUCUCUAGUAACUGAGUGUUUUUGUGCUUAAGCCCUAUUUCAGACCCGAAGUGCUAUGUUGAAGUUUAUGACUUUCCAAAGUAUGGUCAAUAAAUAUAAAGAUAAGCCUUGUGAAUCGAGAACUUAGAGUUGAAAUCUAGCUUAAAGCUAAAUCAGGACAAUCUUUCCAUCAAUAAUUUUU